This is a messenger RNA of Aspergillus calidoustus, 921 nucleotides long. The record is from the annotation of a GenBank genome assembly. NCBI's taxonomy places the organism in Eukaryota, Fungi, Ascomycota, Eurotiomycetes, Eurotiales, Aspergillaceae.
AUGAACCCGCAAACCCUCAUCUCAGUCGGCUUCGCAAUCGCAGCCGUCUUCCUCUUCUGGACCCUCUCCUCCACCACGACGUCGCCGUUCGCCCGCGCAUUCCCGCGAAUCUCCAACAAGCGAAUAUGUCUCCUUAUUGCGCACCCGGACGACGAGGCGAUGUUUUUCGCGCCAACGCUCCUUGCGCUUACAAAGCCAGAGCUUGGGAAUCAUGUUAAGAUUCUGUGUCUAAGUAGCGGUGACGCCGACGGCCUCGGCCACAUCCGCAAAAACGAACUUACAAAGUCCGCACUACGCCUUGGGAUCCGCGCGCCCUCCGACGUGCUUGUCCUCGACGAAGACCGGUUCCGCGACAGCAUCACAACAGAGUGGGCGAGGAGCGACGUCGCGGCGCUCCUAGCCUCGACCUUCGCACCGGACUCCAAGACCAAUACCACCAGCACGAAGCGAAACAAAGCAAGCAGCACUACUGGUCCCUCCGCAACAAUCGAUAUCCUCCUCACCUUCGACGCCUCGGGAGUAAGCAACCACCCGAACCACCGCUCCCUCUACCACGGCGCUCUCCACUUCCUGCAUAACCUCACAAAGGCACACCCCGGGUACGCAUCGCCCGUCGCCCUCUACACGCUUACGACCACGAAUCUGCUGCGGAAGUACAUGGGGAUCCUGGAUGCGCCGGUGACGAUGGUAUCGGGGGUGUUUGAGGGGUUGUUUUCGACAUCCAAAGGGAAGAAGGCUGGGGCUGGGGCCGGGAAGGAUGGGUUUCCUGCGCGGUUGCUGUAUGUUAGCUCGGUGGGGGAGUGGAUGAUGGCGCAGGCGGCUAUGGUCAAGGCACAUCAGAGCCAGAUGGUGUGGUUUCGGUGGGGGUGGAUUUCGAUUGGUAGGUAUAUGGCUGUUAAUGAUUUGCGGAGGGAGGGGUGA